CUACCAAAUCUUCCCCGCUCUCUCUCUCUCUCUCUCCCUCUCUUCGAAACUAUAAAUCCCAGUCGCCCCCACUUUGCCCCCAUUGCAACAGACAUCAGCGACUCUCUCUCUCUCUCUCUCUAAAACAUCUCAGAAGCCAUAUCUCCCUUCCCUUCUCUCUCUCUCUCUCUCUCCCCCACACGGCCAACUACCUUUCUCGGCCGAUUUUCUUUUUCAUUUUCUCGAGAAAAUUGAACCGACCCACUAUAUAGCCUCCCACUUUUCCCCAACCAUCCCCACUUCAACCUAUACGUCAUCAUCUCUCUCUCUCUCUCUCUCUCUCUCUGUGCGCGGGUUGACAUUCCUUAGCCUCGCGACUGUGGUGUUAUUUGAAAGCGGAAGACGUUUUUCCCUUUUGCCUGUUUCUCUGCCUCUCCCUGACAAUGGAAGAGAAGAACGACAAGAAGCGAGCGCGGGAUGACUCGGCCGUCGACUCGCCCGAGUCGAACCUCACUCGGGUCGACUCGGCCUGCUCGGACCUCGGCUCGCCCGAGUCGAAGCGGGUCCGGGCCGGCUCCGAGCCGAGCCCCGAAUCGGCCGACUCGGAUCUGUGCUCGCCGGAGGCGAAGCGGAUACAGGACGACCUGCUCAACAUACUCGACGACUCCGAGGGCGUCACGGACCGGGAUCCGGCCAUCCAAGGCCUCGAUUCCGUCAUCAGAAGCUUCGAGGAGGAGAUACUCGUCCCUCAGGUGCAGUCGGUUCUGGAUCUGUGCUUGGAAGCGGCCGAGACCCGGUCGGAGCUCGGUUACCUGCUGGAAGCUUCCGACGACGAGCUCGGCCUGCCUCCGAGCUUCGGUUCCUCCGCGGAGGACGACGGCAAGGUCGCCGACGCCGAGUUACCGCCGGCGGGGUUCGGAUUCGGCGAGACGAUGGCCUUUGAGAACGAGAUGACGGGUUACGACUCAUUCGAGUUUGUGCCCGAGGCUAGCAACAGUAAUAACCACGAAACGGGCAACGAGUUUGUGAUAUUAGGCGGGUUGUUCGAUUUCCCGGAGGGUAGUUCUGAACCUGACGACGGGCCGGAGAUGUUGUGGCGGCCGGAGUCGCUGCCGGCGAUUUGACCGUUCGUUUUUUCAGGCAGAGGGGCGUUUCGGGUCGCCGGAACGUCUCCGACGACGACGCAUACGGUGUUGAUAUUGAUAGGUUGUACAUGUCCACAAAAAAAAGAGAGGAAAAUCAUGAUUAAGUGUUCCCGUGAGGGUGGAUGAACGAACGAAACCUAAUCGGCGUGUGUUGACAAAUUUUCUUUUUUCUUUUUAUAUCAUUUUUCCCGUAGAAAUUCACUUAAAUCGGGGUAUUAAAAUAAGAAAGACGGCGGAGAAGUUCUUGGCCAGCGCGAAAUGCAAUGCGGGAAUCGGGACUUAAAUUUGAGAAAUGAAAAGGAAAUGGAAAUUAAGAAGCGAGAACGCGAAGGGCGGAUGCGUAAAUUUGAGACUUCGUGAGAUCACGUGACUGGGCAGGUGCGGAAGUCCUGUGUUUUUUUAGCCAGUGACCAAAGCAAUGCGAGGAAUCUUAAGCCUUUUCGCAGGCGCCUUCCCCGGUUUUGGACUUCAAAAGCAAACCGCCAUCACGUGGAUUGGCACGAAUGCGACCGUUUUGCCAUGGCCUAACGACCGUGUUUUCUAGUUGACAUUAUCGAUGUCGAAAAUACCGAUGAUGCAGCCCCUUAGACUUUAUCAGCUCGCCACCUUUCCUCUGCUUUUAAAAACAUUUAAGCCGCAUUUUUCGUAUCGUUUAAGGAAGUUAAUUGUCUUUAGACGAAAUUGUUCGUACGA
Syzygium oleosum is the source of this 1817-nucleotide messenger RNA. RefSeq lists its product as uncharacterized. Lineage: Eukaryota; Viridiplantae; Streptophyta; Magnoliopsida; Myrtales; Myrtaceae. The record is from RefSeq and is a predicted model, not a curated record. The transcript has a single exon. The coding region runs from base 423 to 1103 and encodes 226 amino acids.